UGGGUAGAACCUGCUGUAUGAUGAACCAACCAGACUGGGUCCAACAAACUGGUUUUACACGAUGCAAACAGAGGCAGCUGAUCUGUCAGACUGUUUUAACCAGUAUUUUCCAGCCUCUAUGCACGUCAUAUGCUUUCAUAAAACAAUGCAAACAAGCUCCUGUCAUCAGAUAACCUGUAGGCUGGAUCUUUCUAACUUCAGAUUAUAGGUUUCACUCUUUAACUGUCAGCUGGGAGCUUCCUCUAACAAAGAUUAGUUUUAUUUCUCUAUUUUCUGACGACACGGAACAAAAAACUAGAUUUAUUUCAGAUUUAAUCUUUUGGUUGGUUCAGAUGUUGGUCACUGUGGUUAGUUAGAAACUGAUGGUAGGUUAGUUUUUAACGGCCGUUUUUAAUGUUGUCUCUCAGCUCCUCCUUCUUCCGUGAAGCCGUCGCAGCGAGACCUCGAUUCAACCCUGAGUUUCUCUCGACUAGAAAUAGUUAGUCGGCCUAAACUAGAGUCAGAGUUCCUCUCUAACCCUAAAGUAGAUCUAACAGAGUUUAUUACUAAAGUUAAACUCUGAUCUUUGUUGAGUAUUACACUAAACUCAGGGUUAAACUCAUGGAGGAAUUUCAAUGAGGAAAUGGCUGCUUUUUUACCUGCGUCACUCAUCAGGACUCUGCUGUUUCUCAGCUGCUUCCUGCUUGUUUCUGUUGAUCAGAUAAUCAUCACAGUUAAACCUGGAGAAGAAGUUAUUCUGACAUGUAGACCAGCUGAGAAGAAAGAUGUUCUAGUUGUAGAGUGGAACAGAAUUGAUCUGGGGUCAGAUCAGUUUGUUCUUUUAUACAAAGACAAGCAGUUUGAUCCAGAGGGUCAAUUUCUAUCCUUUAAGAACCGGGUGGAUCUGAAGAACGUGAAGAAUGGAGACGUGUCUUUGGUUCUGAAGAACGUGACGACUGAUGAUACAGGAACAUAUGAGUGUCGAGUCGCUCAGAGAGGAAAUGAUCUAGACACUGACCUCAUCAGCAUUAUUGACCUGAUAGUUCAAGGUGAGUCUGUUUGUUUCUGGAUCAGAACUUCCAGCAGCUUCCUGGUUCUUGACAUGAGAGAAACAUCUCAGAUCAGAUGUUAG
This is a messenger RNA of Girardinichthys multiradiatus, 1111 nucleotides long. RefSeq names its product hyaluronan and proteoglycan link protein 4-like. The record is from RefSeq and is a predicted model, not a curated record. The coding region runs from base 623 to 1111 and encodes 162 amino acids. The transcript has 2 exons. Lineage: Eukaryota; Metazoa; Chordata; Actinopteri; Cyprinodontiformes; Goodeidae.